This is a messenger RNA of Electrophorus electricus (electric eel), 1746 nucleotides long. The record is from RefSeq and is a predicted model, not a curated record. Lineage: Eukaryota; Metazoa; Chordata; Actinopteri; Gymnotiformes; Gymnotidae.
AGGAAAUGAACAGGAAGAGACUCAAAGCUCACUGCUGUGGCUGUGAUGUAGGCACAGGAAGAUGAUUUGAGGAAAUAUGCUAAGAAUCUGAUGAGACGGGAAGAGUAAUUUGUCUUGCUGAAGUAAAAAUAAUGGAGUCCUCUAGAUAGAGGCCACAGUACAGCCCGUUGGCUUUCCUAACGUGAUGAAGACUCGGUGGAGAAAUGAGUUUCAAGUUUGGUUUAUUUGUCACAUACACAUGACCUAUUGCUGCUUGAAUAUACAUGGGUUAAAAUUGAAAUGACUUCUUCAGUUGUCAUUGCUGUGUUUGGACAUAUAAUGAGUGAAUUCUGGAAGAUCAUCAUGAUCCCCAAAAGGCAUAAUACUGAGACAUACAAAGAUCUGCUAAGCCAUCUCUUUAAAACGGUUCUGAUGUUAACAUUUCACCCAUUUCCUGUUUUGGAGGCUUUCCACGUCUACAAGAUUAAACUGAAUGCCUAUUCCUGUUACAUUCUUUAACUGGGUCAGGUUGUGUAACCUAGCAUUUUAGUCACUCAUCAAAGGGAUGACUUUAUUUGACAGUACUUAUGUAUUGAGUAUUUUGAGGUAUUUUUCAUCUGUAAAAAAUGAAUGAGGUUACAUGUCCCAUUGUAAGAACAUAUCAUGGAAUCUCCACAUGACCAACAAAUCGUGUGACGAAACGUUUCAGAAGCAACUGUUACCUCCCAUCUAUGGCAUAGAGAUGUGCGUGGCUCUGGCAGGGAACAUAUUUGCACUGUGGCUGCUUGUGACGAAAGAGAGGAGAAACUGGCAUACGGGGGUGGUGUUCUCCUGCAACCUGGCCAUCAGUGACAUUCUUUAUUCGCUGACCCUCCCACUUCUCAUCGACUACUACUCAAAUGAAAAGAGGUGGAAAUUCGGGUCCCCCGCCUGCAAAAUAGAGCGUUACCUUUUCACCUGCAACCUGUACGUCAGCAUGUUCUUCAUCAUGUGCAUCAGCAUCAACAGGUACCUGGCCAUCGUUCAUCCGUUCUUCACACGCAAGAGCGUGCGUCCAAGACACGCCAAGAUUGCCAGUGUGCUCGUCUGGGUCACCGUGGCCGUCAUCUCGGCCCCGGUCCUCUGGUUCGCAGGGGUCCGAGAAACAGGGGUUACAAGAAAGGGGUUAAAGUGCUUCACAUAUACAAAUGCGAAACCGAAACAAAAGCUUAUCUUCAGUCUUUUUAUUGCUACUAUAGGGUGCCUAGUGCCAUUCCUGGUCACCAUUGCGUCAUACAUUGGUGUGAUACGGGUGGUUUUAAAAAAUAGGAAUAUCACCAUGUUGGAGAAGAGAAAAGUGGCGCUGAUUGUGGCUUUAGUCUGCAUACUGUAUCUCAUUUCUUUUGUGCCCUAUCAUAUUCUACAUAUAUGUAAUUUCCAUAUGAAAAGAAGCUGUUUUGUGUACAAGGCAUACCAAGUGUCAAGAGGGCUGGCCAGCCUGAACAUGUGCUUACAUCCUAUACUGUACAUGGCUGUGUUUGAUAGUAUUAGGACCGCUUGCUGUAGGAGGAAUUCAAAUGAAUCUUUUAACAUGCAAACCCAGCAAUCUAGUCCCUGAUGUCUUAUGUCCACUUACAGAAGUUUACUCUGACAUGUUCGUAUAGAUUUGUAUACCUAUUUCAUUGCAAUUUGGUAGCGUAGAUAAGAUUACAGUGUGGCAAAAUUGCACAUAAUAAAGUCUGUACGAAGAUGUAAAACAAAUAAAUAAAUAAAUAUGGUCUGAAUAAA